Molecule: messenger RNA, 1138 nt
Organism: Eublepharis macularius
Lineage: Eukaryota; Metazoa; Chordata; Lepidosauria; Squamata; Eublepharidae
Exons: 4
Coding region: 113-1063 (316 amino acids)
Source: RefSeq, a predicted model, not a curated record
GCGUGAACGAGAAAUAUUAGAUCUUUUGGACUUGUGGGGCGAGGAUAAGGUUCAGGAGGCCUUGCGCAGGUCGCAUAGAAAUAUUGACUGCUAUCAUAAGAUUGCCUCACAAAUGGCUGUACGUGGACACAACAGAUCCGCUCAGGAGUGCCGCAACAAAACCAAGAGCAUGCGCUUGGAGUAUAAAAGGGUCGUGGCUCAUAAUGGCACAUCGGGUAAUUCCCCAACAACAUGCGCUUACUACAGGGAGUUGCACAGCAUCCUGCGUGGGGACGCAAGCGUUAAGCCAAAGCGCAUAGCUCGAAGCUUGAACAUUGCGGUUAAGGAGCUUCCAAGUCGCCCAGAGUUGAUCCCAUCAGACGGUUCAGAAGAACUCUUCUCUCAUGACCUUGUAACCGUGGACUACGAUCACAUACGAAGCUCCACACCUGCUCCAAGAGUUCAAUCCUCCGUGUCCACAGAAGAGGGAACCGACUGUGACCUGGACAACACAGUUGAUGGACUGGCAGACAAAGAAAACAUGGCGCCUUGCAACGAUGCACAGGAAGAUUGGAUUGGUGUGCGGGAGUCCCCUACCUCGCCCAAGGAAUCAACAAUUGAACGCGCAGGAUCUCCAGCAUUAGAACCAGCAGAGCUCUCACCAGGAACACGUCUUUCAAAAAUCAGAAACAGAAAACGAAAAAAUGCCGCUCUUUAUGGUGUGGCGGACCAAAUGCUCAGCCAAAACAGGACUUUGCACCGAGAGCAGCUUAAGGAAUGGAGAGCAGAAAGACAGGAAAAUAUGAGGUGGUUGGAGGAGGAUAAGCGGGUACAAAUGGAUUUUCUGGAGGAAGCAAGGAGGGAAAGGAAUGAUUUGAGGGAGGCAUGGAGGGAAAACCUUGAUAUAAUGAGGGCUGCAGUCGGCACACUGCAAACGCUUGGGGAAUUGAUGGUGCAGCAAAAGCAGACGGUCAAUCCCUCUGACAUGGCACUCAGAAUUCCUGAAUCACAGCCAUCAAUUGUCAGAGCAGCCGGUGCUAAGCGUUCCUGUGUGGGCAAGGCCCGGGAGAGGUUGACGUUGUAGAAUUGUUUACAGAGCCCUCUUUCAUGUUAUGUUGUGUGUUGUGUUAACCAUCCACUGUCAGGGAAAGCAUUUCUA